Cyprinodon variegatus (sheepshead minnow) is the source of this 2891-nucleotide messenger RNA. It is a transcript of the gene ch25hl1.2, whose product is annotated as cholesterol 25-hydroxylase-like protein 1, member 2. The transcript has a single exon. Gene Ontology annotation, biological process: cholesterol metabolic process; sterol biosynthetic process. Gene Ontology annotation, molecular function: iron ion binding; C-4 methylsterol oxidase activity; steroid hydroxylase activity. The record is from RefSeq and is a predicted model, not a curated record. Lineage: Eukaryota; Metazoa; Chordata; Actinopteri; Cyprinodontiformes; Cyprinodontidae. Bases 838 to 1827 code for a protein of 329 amino acids.
AGAUUUGGGUCUCCUUGUUUACUUCUGUAACAGUAUAGUAGGAAUUUCUGAGCAACCUCUGGGUCUCUUUGCUUCAAGAUGAAAAGGCUCUCCCUCCCUGUCGUUGUUCAGAUGAGCUCAGUCAUUCAGCGUACUUAAAAUCCAUGAAGCCUCCUCAAGCGUGUGACAAUCUCUCACUCAAGCUGUCUGUAAGAUGUUUGGAAAGUUUAAGACAUUUCAUUCACAUAUCUGACUUCCUAACUCGUUUGCAAGAGAUCAGGCAAGAACCUGACGGUUUAUCGAUUGCUUUGAGGAAAAGAAAGAAUAACAUUGAACAAUUCUGUUAAUUAUUAUUACUUUUGUUUUUAUUUGAUUUAAGCUUAAUCUGGUCAAAUCAAAUAAUGUCAUAUAGACUUCAAUCUCUGGAACAGUUAAAACUGCUGUUAAUCCUCUCUUCCUCUGGGGUUGCAAUUGAUGCUUAGGAAAUUAGUGAACAUCUAAUGAAAAACAAUAAAGCCUGGAAGCUGUUCUAAAAGCUAGAAGUAAAAUAUGAAAAGAGAAAAGCACUGUUAAUUUAAACUAGCUGCUCAAGAUCCAAACAUCAUAGUGAAUGAAUAACAUUGUAUUUCACAGCUUGAGUAUUUGCUUUAUUCAAUAUUUAUAUGUUGACACUUUCUUUAUUCUUAAUAAUAACAUACACCCUCUCCUAUAAAGUUACCCCUUCUUUCUGUCUUGCUUUUUUCCAAAGAGAUUUGCUGAAGAUGUUCAGAACUCGUUUUAUUAUUUUGAAGCAAUUCUUCAUCAUGAUCACUUCCUCGUGUGAAGAGUGCUCUUUAAGUUAUCAGUGAACCAGGGUGCAUGAAUAAUUUGUCAGAACCAUUUGAUACUCAUUGCCACCCACACUGUGAGCGGAGCACAGGCAGACACUCGUGGGCUGAAGUGUUCAGCAAACCUGCUGUGUCUGACUGCCGCAUCAGAAAAACAAAAAAAAUUACCUCUGAUUUGUGCUUCAGGAUGGCUUUUGCAGAUAACAUUGUGGAUAUCUGGACAAAUUAUUUUGGUCAAAACUCUCUUCUGCAGCCUUUAUGGGACAACCUGAGGCUAGACUACAGGGACUAUGUGAGAUCUCCGCUCUUCCCCAUUGUGCUGACUGUCUCUUCGUAUUUCGUCUUCUGCCUCCCUUUUCUUGUUUGUGACAUCGUGGGGGAUAGAUGGCCAUGGGUUCAACGAUUCAAGCUGCAGCCGAGCCAGCGGCCAACAGCCUCUCAAUUGCUGCACUGUGCUGGUGUCACCUUGUAUAACCAUGUGUUUCUUUUGCUCCCUGCAUCAGUGGCACAGUGGCUAUGGCGACCACCCGCGGAUCUCCCAGACCAGGCUCCUGCCCUGCUAGAGCUGAUUGUCGGAGUGAUAGGCAACCUUCUUCUCUUUGACUUCCAGUACUUUAUUUGGCACCUGCUUCAUCACAGGAUCCGAUGGCUGUAUGUCACGAUCCAUGCCAUCCAUCACAGGUAUUCCUCUCCCUUUGCUCUUGCCACUCAGUGUCUGAGUGGCUGGGAGCUUAUCACAGUGGGGUUUUGGACCACUUUAAACCCAGUGAUCCUGAAAUCUCAUCUACUCACAACGUGGUCUUUCAUGGUACUGCAUGUGUAUGUGUCGGUGGAGGAUCACUGUGGCUAUGAUUUCCCCUGGUCCACGUCCCGUCUGAUACCAUUUGGCAUCUAUGGAGGACCCAGCAAGCACGAUGUGCACCAUCAGAAACCCAGUACCAAUUUUGCACCUCAUUUUAGUCACUGGGACAAAAUAUUUGGCACACAUGCUGAUUUCAGCUUCUGUAAUGCUGUGAGAUAGAAUGCAUUUAAAAGUGGUUUGAUAAUAAGCAUGUACUCUUGUGUGGCUGUGUAUAACAUCUCAUUAAAACACAGAUGCAUGUAGUUCUAACAUAAGCAAGACGUUAUUAAAAUGCUUUAAUAAAAAUACAUUUAGUCCUUUUUUUGAAUGUGUUUCUAUUUGCAAAUGAUAUACUGAUGUAAGAAACUCCAAUAAAUGCAUGUCACCCAGCAUGUGUGGCUCAAAUGAAUCAUUAGUCUCACACUUUUUGACACUUAUUUAGACUCAAUGUAAUUUCAUGGGGUUGGAGAAUGACCAAAAUUAAGACAGAAAAAUGGAACACCUUGCUGUUUUUUGUUGUUUUGUUUUAAUCCAAAGGAAAACAAGUGUAAAAGGAGAACUGGUCCUUGAAACAUGGGCAGAGAAAGAGGCAAGACAACUUGAGGUUUAAUGGAGCAAACAAGCAGGCAGCAGAUAGAAAUGGGAGGAGCCAGCAGAGAGCAAUGAACAUCAGAAAGCUUAGGUAGUGUUGGAAAAGUGAAGAAUGACUUUGGAUCCAGGUGAGUUUAUCAGGGAAUUAUAAAAAGCACCUGAAGUAGAAUGGAUGUAGACAAACUGACUAAAUGGCUGAAGGAGCUGAAGCAAGACAGAAAGUCCCAAAUAAAGGUUUCUAUAGUUAUGUUUAUGUGUGUAGAUAGGGUAGAUAUGCAAUCUAUAUAACAUGUAUAUGCAUCUAAGUAAGCCGUACCAGUGAGGUUUUUAUGUUUAUGUAAAGUUAAUGUUAUGAGGUUAUGUCUAAGGUGUUUAUGUAAGGUAAUUGUUAAUAUAUCCAUGUACACUGUUGUGUCUAUAUGAAACAGCUAAUGUAAUGUUAAAUUUUGAUUGAAAAUCCAUGCUCUAAGGGCUAUUAUGGUCUGCCUCACAGGGAAAACUCCAACCCCAUCAUUUGAAUUUGGGAACCUAAAAUAAUAAGAGCCUGUAUGAAUACAUGGCUAAUAGAAAGCAUAACAAAAACCAAUAUAGGUUAGAGAGUUUUACAAAAAGAAGUAACACUUAAAGUAGAUACAGAAAUUAAUGACAAAAUA